UUUUUCUUACAUGCUUAUUGGCAUUUUCUGUUUAUGGGAGCUCUCAUGAUUCUUCAAGUGAUAUUCAAAAUUGUUGUGGAAGUCCUGGUGUAAGUCCAGGAUGGAAAAACUCGAUUCAACAAUUACCUUCCGUAAAUGUAGUCACAAAACAAAAAGUGUUAACCGAUAGCGAUUGUUGUGCAGCAUGUGUUCAAAAUCCUAAUUGCAUAGGAUGGGCUUUUACACAAAAUACAUGUUACCUUGAUGUCGAUAAGGAACCCUCACCUGGAAUUUGUGAUAAUUCUGCAGCUGAAGGUACAUCUUCAUAUCAUGCAUCCGGAAUUAUUCGUUGUAGUAAUGGUUGUAAUCUUCGCCGUUUACAUUUAUGGUAA
Messenger RNA from Dentiscutata erythropus, 371 nucleotides. The record is from the annotation of a GenBank genome assembly. Lineage: Eukaryota; Fungi; Glomeromycota; Glomeromycetes; Diversisporales; Gigasporaceae.